Messenger RNA from Cimex lectularius (bed bug), 823 nucleotides. Its product is annotated as calmodulin-like. The transcript has 3 exons. NCBI's taxonomy places the organism in Eukaryota, Metazoa, Arthropoda, Insecta, Hemiptera, Cimicidae. Bases 162 to 701 code for a protein of 179 amino acids. Gene Ontology annotation, cellular component: endoplasmic reticulum. The record is from RefSeq and is a predicted model, not a curated record. Gene Ontology annotation, molecular function: calcium ion binding.
CCAUCAUGAAAUUUUUGCUUUAUUUCAUAUUUAAAUAUAAUCACAUGUUAUAAACAAAAGCUACUGAAAGUCAGAACACGCAAUUUUGUUUUCAAUGUAAAAUUCUCUCUUCACAUUUAAUACAACACAACAAAGCUUUAUUAAUAAGCUCAUAGUGCAGAAUGUUACACAGUCAUUUAGUAAACACCAGGACAAUUUUAUCACUACCAAGAAUAUUCAAAAGGCAACAGUCGAAGUGUGCAGAAGGCACCGAAUUUUCCCCAGAUGAAGUGGAGAAAUUUCACCAAUGUUUUUUAAAAUUUGAUAGAGAUGAUGAUAACAAACUUGAUCGAUGGGAAUUUACAAACUUCGCUAAAUGGGUGAUAGGAACAGAUUGUAACAUAACUGACUUGAAUAAUAUUUUCUCAAAGAUUGAUCAAAAUAAGGAUCAGUACAUCUCGGUUGACGAAUUGAUGUCUCAUUUGGAAAAGCGAUAUGUCGAUCAGAGUAAGAAGCAAAUUAUGCAAACAUUCUCUAUAUUUGAUAAAAAUUGUGAUGGUCUGUUAAACUUCUGUGAGGCCAAGACAGCAAUCAUAUACCUUGGCGAAGACAUCUUGGUGAAUAAUCUCAAAGAAAUAUUCAUGAGUGUGGACAAAGAUAAAGAUGAUAGGAUAGACUUAAAAGAGUUUGUUCAAUUAAUAUGUCAUGUUUUAAAAAAUUAAUUUUAAAGGUGGUCAGAUUUGGUUCAUGUAUGUCUUUUGUUUUGAUUCUGAAGUACUACUGGUGAUUAGACAAACCUUUUUGCUUUAAUAAAUUUAUAAACGUUAAGUCAAUUAUUUAAAAA